GAUCUGGGGCAGGCGGAGUGGGGAGCAGCUUGCGCCGAAAGGGUCGGGCUGGUUGGUCGAGUCCCGCUGAAAACUUCAGAGGGGCGAAGUCCAGCCUGACUGCGAGGGAGACGGGGUGGAAGUUAAUGUGUGAGAGCGUGCUGGGAACAACAUCACACGUCUGUUUUUUAAAGAAAUGCUCCAAAGAUGGCGGUGGUCAUAACGACAGGAGUUUCAGGUGCCUCCGGAGUACCAAAAAGUGGAUUUCUUGAGGUUUCGGUGCGGGAGCAGUGGCACAAAGUUUUGGUCAACUUAAACGAGGAAGCGCUUACGUUAAGCUGCGAGGAGGGCUACGGGAACGAGAGUGUCGACUCCAACGGCGUUUCUAACGGAUCCUACCUUGAUAACAAUAACGCAAACUCCAACAACGGUCCCCAAACUGUGCGCACUGCGUUCACGGACCUCCCGGAUCGAGUGCCGGAGUCGAUUGCCAACAGAAAGCGGUGCGUUAAGGUGAGCAAGCAGGAGGUCGGAGGACUCGGGAUCAGCAUCAAAGGUGGGAAGGAGAAUAAAAUGCCCAUCCUCAUCAGUAAGAUAUUCAAGGGACUCGCAGCGGACCAGACCCAGGCGCUUUAUGUCGGGGACGCCAUCCUGUCCGUGAACAGCGUAAACCUGCGGGACGCGACCCACGACGAGGCUGUGCAGGCGCUGAAACGGGCCGGGAAAGAGGUGACACUGGAAGUGAAGUACAUGCGUGAGGCCACACCGUAUGUCAAAAAGGGCUCCCCUGUGUCAGAGAUCGGCUGGGAAACCCCCCCUCCUGAGUCUCCUCGCCUCGACUGCCCGACCAUCAUCUCCUCUUCCUCCUCCUUCUCCACAUUUGACCCUGCGAGCUCUCCUACGCAGCCCUCCCUGUCCCCGCAGGGCGACAGGAGGCGCAUACCACUCAAGAUGUGUUGUGUAACCCGAGCCAUGACCACACCAGACCCCGAGAACAGACAACUGGAGCUGCACUCCCCUGACGUCAGGCACACCGUGGUGCUGCGGUGCCCCGACCAACUAUCUGCCCUGUCCUGGUUCUCUGCCAUGCACUCGGUCACAUCCAAACUGGCACAGCGGGCGCUGGCAGAGGUCAUCCAGAGCACAGCCAGGACGGGGGUAGCUGGCAGCAAAGAAAUACGACACCUGGGGUGGCUGGCAGGGAAGACAGAGAGUGAGAAGCAAAGCUGGAAGCCGGUGCUGAUGGUGGUGACGGCCAAAGACCUGCUGCUGUAUGAGAGUCUACCGCGGGGCAAGGAAGCCUGGCAGAGCCCUGCACACACGUACCCACUUUUAGCAACCCGACUGGUCCACUCGGGCCCUGACCGGGGGUCGCCACACUCGGGCACAGAACUGUUCUUUGCCACUCGGACCGGCACACGACUCGGCAUCGAGACUCACCUGUUCCGGGCAGAGACCACCAAGGACCUGUCCCUGUGGACCAGACACAUCGUCAACGGGUGUCACGCCUCAGCUGAGAUGAUCAAAGAAGUCACGACAAGUUGUCUGUACCAGAGUCAGGAGUGUCGGCUGGUGAUUCACUACGAGCAGGGCUUCUCCGUGCUGGCUGACCCCAAACAGGGAGAUGGGGAAGAUGUGGAGGAGAGAGGAGCUCACACAGCGACCAGGCCGCGGCCGCUGCUGUCCUACCCCUACGAGAAGCUGAAGAUGUCCUCGGAUGACGGAGUGCGCAUGCUCUUCCUUGACUUUGGAGGAAAGGAGGGGGAGAUUCAACUGGACCUCCACUCGUGUCCGAAGCCGAUCGUCUUCAUCCUCCACUCCUUCCUCUCUGCUAAGAUCUACCGCCUGGGUCUCGUGGCCUGACCUCUCCAAAGAGACUUGUACUCUCUUUUGAAAACAGAAGUCCACGUCGUUUCUCCACGUCAAACUCCAUCAGUCGGGUCCCCAAGCUCAGUUGAAUGUAGCCUCUAUCUGGAAAUUGAUCUCAAACUCCAAGUUAUUGACACACAGGAGAAACCAACCCAGGUAGAGUUUGAGUCUACCGGACUGUUUUUGGGGAUAAACCCUCCCUUUACGGGCUGCAUAGACUGAAGGGUUGACGGAAGAACCGCAGAAGAAAACCUGGACUGGACUGCAAGGAGAGGGAUGAUGUAUACAGACGGAUUGGGCAUUACUGUCAGAAGGACUGGACGCGAUUGAGAUGAAUUCACUUUUAAUUCAAUCAAAAAAGUAAUAGCAAACUGCCUUUCAUUUCCCAAUUGUAUCAUUUAUUCACCAUUCGCUCAGAAAGGACAUUCUGAAUUUCACUCAUCAUUUUUCUUCGGCGAACACUUGAGACGCUGUGGAGACACGUAAUGCAUUUGUCUUUGUUAGCGUCCCCUGAGUCGUCUUGUUAGCGGUGUCAUCAUUCAUCACUGAAACUGGUCGGCUCAGUCGCCUGCACGGCCUCCACCAAUGUGACAGCUGACUCAAAAUUCAAAAUGUCCCCGUACUCUUUUGAGAUGUUGCAUACAGGGGCCAUCCGGUCGUUAAAGUAUUUCAGUGUUUGACUGAUUUAUCUGAAGUCAGUUCUAAUCUUUUCAAUAAUUAACAUGAAUUAUAACAUACACAACAAGCAUUCCAUGUAUUCUUUAUCUCUUAGAGAGAGCGGAAUAGCUUGUUAUGGAGAAACAUGCAAUUUGAGUUAUAUGCACAGCAGUUUAUGAUGAGGAUUGAAGAUGCAUAUGUUUAAUGUAUCCCUAAUAGUUCCACAACCAAAGAAUGUGAAGGAUACUUUGGUAAACACGUUUUGAACAGAAACUUUAAUGCAAUAGUUUGAUCUUUUAGGGAAAUAUGCUUUUUCACUUUCUCACUGAAAGUUUGAUAACUUUGUUUCAUGGCAACAGUGGAAAUAGAGAGAUGGAUAAUCUAUUUAAUCAGACAACUUUAGAGUGCUAGUAGGUUGAUUUUGUACUGUAACUUAGCUGUUUCUUGUAUGAUGAGCUAACCCGCUACUGGUUAUGGUCUUAUAUUUAAUGAACAGAUAUGAGAGGGAUACUUAUCUUUUUCCCAAAAUGUUGAACUAUUCCUCAAAGGGUCUGCAGCCUCACUCCUUCUUUUAUUUUAGAGUGGGUUGGGAACUGUUGAUGAUUAAUAGCCUGAUUUAAUUAACUGAAUUUAUUUUAUGGUCUCUGAGGAAUGAAUGAACUGACGAAAGCCAUCUGUCAGGAGUACUUCUAACAUUCAUAUUUUGAAAACUGAAACUCAAGCCAACGGUGCCACAAUCUCCCCAUCAAGUAUUAUUUGUAAUAAUAGAGAUAGGUCUUCAGUGCAGGACUCAUGUUAUGCAGCAGAUCAAACCUAUACACUGUUCUGUCUCUGAGGUAGCCGGCUGCUGGGUCUUUCCUCGUGCCUUGAGAUGACGAAGAGGAGCACAUUUAAAAUGUAAGAGGAAGUAAUCAUACAGUUGAGAUCACAGGAUGUAGCAACAGUGUGACUUCUAUUUUGGGUACCUUUCUCCUGGUUUAGGAGCACAGAAAUGCUCAACUAGCAGAUGUAUUGGGUUUGCUCUCUUGUUCAUAUCAAACACACAUUUCCAAUGUACACACACACACACACACUGACACUGUGAACUAUGAUUGACACAUAAUGUAAACCCACCACUCUCUAGAAAAGACUUGUGUUCAGCCAAGAUGCCAGCACUGACUUAUAACCUCAAGUGAAGAGAAGCUCGUGGAGCGAAAGUUGCUUUGAUAUGUAGAAUACUCGGAUGCCUUUGGCAGCUCCUGUAGUGUCAUUCACAACGACACACCUAGUUUUGAACCCAAACGGUGCACAUAAAAGUCAUAAAUCAUCUAUUUAACAAAAGCAAAAUGAGUUUAUUUUUUUAUUGUCUUCACUUGUUGUUUAUUCAUUUCUCAACAGCAAAUACGAUUGAAGAGAAGAAGCCUGGAAAACAUUGACGUUACAUUUCCCUUAAAGUGCAUUAAAAUGUAAAUUUCUUUGACAAUUUGAGUGCUAACGAUACUUGUUUUUAUGAGUAGGAUAUUAAACCAUUCCCUUUUAAUUUGAA
Messenger RNA from Pseudoliparis swirei, 4030 nucleotides. RefSeq names its product syntrophin, basic 1 (gene sntb1). NCBI's taxonomy places the organism in Eukaryota, Metazoa, Chordata, Actinopteri, Perciformes, Liparidae. The coding region runs from base 187 to 1842 and encodes 551 amino acids. Gene Ontology annotation, cellular component: intracellular anatomical structure; dystrophin-associated glycoprotein complex; synapse. Gene Ontology annotation, molecular function: protein binding; structural molecule activity. The record is from RefSeq and is a predicted model, not a curated record. The transcript has 8 exons.